This is a messenger RNA of Camellia sinensis, 324 nucleotides long. The record is from RefSeq and is a predicted model, not a curated record. NCBI's taxonomy places the organism in Eukaryota, Viridiplantae, Streptophyta, Magnoliopsida, Ericales, Theaceae.
AUGGUCCAAGAACUUGAAAUGACAGAUAUUGGAUUGAUGGCUCAUUUUCUCGGCAUUAAAGUGGCACAAAGAAAAUACGGAAUUUUUAUUUCCCAAAGUGGCUAUGUCGAGGAAAUUCUCAAGAGAUAUGGAAUGGAGAAUUGCAAUCCAGUGAACACUCCUAUAGACAGUGGAGUGGAGCUCAAAAAAGGUACAAAGGCAGGUGAUAUGGAUCCAACUUAUUUCGAGAGCUUAGUUGGAAGUCUUCGCUAUAUUACUUGCACCAAGCCAGACAUACUUUAUGUCGUAGGACUGAUUAGCAGAUAUAUGGAAACACCGGAUUAG